AUGGCCAACGUACCUGAAGUUUUAUGGGCCCAGCGCUCACAUGUCACUGAUCCCAGCAGAAACCUGAUCUCUCUCGCGGUAAAGGUUGUGGACCCAGACCAUCUCGAAUCACACCUCACAAACACAUCCUUGACCUUUUCCGCGCUGCGAUUGAAAGCCCCAGAUCUCCUGGGUCACGCUUCAACGCCCCACACCAUAAAAUACAAAUUCCAUAUUGACUUUUUCGACAACAUUGACUCUGAAAGGUCGCACUACGAGGUCACAGGAUCGCAUGUUUUAUACAAGCUUUUCAAGAAAACGAUCGGUAUAGAGUACUGGCCAAGGUUGACCAAGGAGAAGGUAAAAUUGCAUUUCCUCAAGACGGAUUUCGACCGAUGGGUCGACGAGGACGACCAGGGGGAUUUAGACGAUGAGGAAAAUGAUACUUUCACAGAGCGUUUCCCGUUGGUGACUCCAAACAAUGGAGCUUCAUUGGAUACGAGGAACUUGGCGGUAUUGCAGGAGGAAUUAGGGUCCAAGAGCCCGACAACAGCCAUGGCUGAGUUUGAAGCUGCCACAGCGUCAGAUCAGGAAUCAAGCGACGAUGAGUAG
Molecule: messenger RNA, 591 nt
Organism: Babjeviella inositovora NRRL Y-12698
Lineage: Eukaryota; Fungi; Ascomycota; Pichiomycetes; Serinales
Product: p23/wos2 family protein
Exons: 2
Coding region: 1-591 (196 amino acids)
Biological process (GO): protein folding; chaperone-mediated protein complex assembly
Cellular component (GO): nucleus; cytosol
Molecular function (GO): Hsp90 protein binding; protein-folding chaperone binding
Source: RefSeq, a predicted model, not a curated record